AUGGAAUCGCAAACUACCGAAGUUGCGAAACCGGACCCGACCCAAAACGGAUCCGAAGUCUUGGAACCGAACCCGACCCAGAACGGAUCCGACGUGGAGCUCUCGGAGUUCGAGAAAACCCAAAAGAAGUACCACGACCUCAUCUCUUCCCUCCCAAAGAGCAAAGGCUGGAGACCCAAAGAGAUUCUAACCCAAUACAACGGACACUGGUGGCAAGAAUGUCUCCUCGAAGGUCUCCUCCACGCCAACGACCACUUCCAAGCCCGACCCACCGACUUCCUCGUCUGCAGCUACCCGAAAACCGGCACCACCUGGCUCAAAGCCCUAACCUUUGCAAUCCUAAACCGGUCUCGGUUCAACGACGCCACAAACCCACUCCUCAAACGAAACCCACACGAGUUCGUCCCUUACGUCGAGAUCGACUUCGCUUUCUACCCAACCGUCGACGUCCUCCAAGACGGCAAAAACCCGCUCUUCUCAACCCACAUCCCAAACGGGUCGUUACCCGACUCCAUCGUGAAGUCGGGUUGCAAGAUGGUGUACAUCUGGAGAGACCCGAAAGACACUUUCAUCUCCAUGUGGACUUUCCUCCACAAGGAGAAGUCUCAAGAGGGACAACUCGCGACUCUCGAGGAAGCAUUCGACAUGUUCUGUAAAGGCUUGUCUGUGUACGGUCCUUAUCUGGAUCAUGUGUUGGGUUACUGGAAAGCUCACCAAGAGGAUCCGGAUCGGAUUCUGGUUUUGAGGUACGAGACGAUGAGAGCUGAUCCUUUGCCGUUUGUGAAGAGACUCGCUGAGUUUAUGGGUUAUGGGUUUACUGGUGAGGAAGAAGAGGAAGGAGUUGCUGAGAAAGUUGUGAAGCUUUGUAGCUUUGAGACGUUGAAGAAUCUUGAAGCUAACAAAGGGGAUAAAGAGAGAGAGGAUCGUCCUGCGGUUUAUGCGAAUAGCGCGUAUUUCAGGAAAGGAAAGGUCGGAGAUUGGGCUAAUUAUCUUACUCCGGAGAUGGCUGCUCGUAUCGACGGGUUAGUGGAGGAGAAAUUUAAAGAUACUGGAUUGCUUUCGACAUGA
Microthlaspi erraticum is the source of this 1068-nucleotide messenger RNA. The record is from the annotation of a GenBank genome assembly. NCBI's taxonomy places the organism in Eukaryota, Viridiplantae, Streptophyta, Magnoliopsida, Brassicales, Brassicaceae.